AUGCCCAAACAUAAAAAUCAUCCCACGCAUACCACCACAUCAACAACGACUACUUCUCAACAACAACCAAACAAUAAUAAUAAUAUUACUAAACAAUCGAGUACAACAGCAUCAACAGCACGUCGUGGAAGUACAACAACAGCUACAACAACAGCACCUGUAAUAAAAAAGGAAACAGAGGUGAAAAAAGAUGAUCCGACUAGUAAUAAUUCGAGGAAUAUUCAUGAAGAAUUGAGAAAUGAAUUAUUUGCGGAAGCUAUGGUUUUUCCGGAUUCGAUAUCUUUUUAUUAUGUGAAUGAACCUGUUAAAAAACCAACACAACAAUUAUCAUAUUUGGAUGUUGUGAACAAACCUAACACUACCAAAGAACCCGAGAAGAAAAUUCCCAGAUUGGAAGAAUUUACAAUCGAUGACCCCGAGAAAAUUGAUUGUACUAGGAAAAUACAAAUGAUUUAUAUUUGUACAGUAAAUUAUACGGACGAAAAUUCACCAAUGUAUAAACAAUAUGUUGAUCACUUUUCGGAGGAAAUUAAGAGGCCAGAAAAUAAGCAAUCAUCUGUAAAAUUAAUAGUUACUAUUCCAGUUGGAUAUCCAAUUCUUCCACCAGAAGUUUCAAUAGAAAAUAUGUCUACUAUUUCCAAAGAAGCUAUCAAUUAUGUUUAUCAGAAAGUAAUGACGAAAUGUGAAGAAGGCAAAGGUUUCCAACUACUUCACGACAUUAUUACCACCUGUACAGACUCACUUAAAGAGUAUGCUGAUAGAUUAGAGGAAAGUUAUUUAAAGGAAAUAGAUAGACUAAGAGAAGAGAAGGAAAGGAGACAGCAAUUGGAUAAACAAAUGGAAAAGGAAAUUAAUGAAAUGGGUGCCAAAAGAAAAAAGUUGAUCAAAGAGGAAAAAACUAGAAAAAUUGAACAGAGAAUGAAAUACUUGAAUGAUAAUUCACCAACACCUAUUACUAAAGUGACUGAGGAUAUUUUCAAUUAUCAAAAAAGUGUUAGUGGAACACCAACAAAAGUAGGGAAAUCAAGCUUCUUUGUUCAUGAAGAGCAGCAAACUGAUAGUGAGGAAGAAGAGGAAGAUGAAGAGGAAGACGAAGAUUACUUUGAUAAUGGAGAAGAUGAAGAGGAGGAAGAUGAAGAAGAUGAGGAAGAUGAGGAAGAAGAAGAGGAAACAUCUGAUGAGGAAGAUGGAAAACCAUCAAAGUUUUUCAAGCGUUCUGGACUUGUUGACACAAGUGAGGAGGAGGAAAGCGAUCAAGAAGAGGAGGAGGAAGAAGAAGAAAUCAUUGUAACAGAAGAUGAUGAGGAUGAAAGAUCUUCCACUUCUAAAAAGAAGGCUACCAAGAAGAGCCAUGCCAAAUCCUCAUCCUCUCCAAUCAAUAUUUCAUCUGCCUAUGAUAAUAGCUCAUCUAGUAACAACUCGAGUCCAAGUGUAGGAGUUGCCUCCUCAAGUCCUUCUAAAAACUUUAUGCACUACUACCUUAAUUCAAAGAAGAAAAAACAAGAUGAGGAAGAUGUUGAAGAAUCCACAAAUGGUGACAGAACUCAAAUUCUUCUUAUACACAUGCUUAGAAUGUUUUGCAAUAGGCUCUCUAAAAAUCAACAAACUGCCUUUACAGAUCUUUCUGAUCAGCUAAUGAAAAUAGGAGUACUGAACUCUGGUAUGAGAAGGUACACAGAAAACUUUGCAGAUCUAAAGGACCAAUUCAAAUUAUUAUUUAACGAGCAAAUCAAAUCUUCGAGUGAAAAUCCAUCAGAGCCAUUCUCUUUCUUUUGGAAGGAACCAACUGAUCAAAUUGACUCUUCAUCAAACCAUGCUUCCAGAUACAAAUCUGAUUUCGAAGAAUUGGAAAAGCUUGGAGAGGGAGGUUUUGGUUCAGUGACAAAGGUUAAGAAUAUGCUCGAUCAAAGAAUUUAUGCCAUUAAGAAAAUCAAGUUCCAUACACAAAGGGACGAAAAAGAGGAAAAGACAAUUCUCAGAGAAGUUAAUCUUCUGUCAAGGCUGAAUCACAGUUACAUUGUCAGAUAUUUUAAUGCAUGGAGAGAAGAAAACAAUGAGACUAUUGAUAGUGAAUCUGAUUUCCUGAGCACACCUGAAGACAGUGAAGCUUUCUACGAUUAUUCAUUCUCUUCCUCUGUUCAUUCAGAAUUGAGAACCAAAACAUAUUCCGAGAUGAAAUCAGCCAACACUUUUAAUAAGAAUUUGCCUACUCGUAUACUUUACAUUCAGAUGGAGUACUGUCAGCAAAUUCUUUCCGAUCUGAUCAACAAUGCCGAACUUUCCAAGGAAGAGGCUUGGAGAUAUUUCAGACAAACUGUGGAAGCUUUAGAUUACCUUCACAAAAAUGAUAUUAUUCACAGAGAUUUGAAACCUUCGAAUCUUUUCAUCAGUGUUGAUAAGACUAUCAAAGUUGGUGACUUUGGUUUGUCUGUGGCUGUAAGAGGAAAGAGCUACCAGCAAUCUAGGCAAUUAAGCAGGGGAGCUUCAGAACAUUCAUUUUCUCUUUCCAAUUCGUCAGAUUUGUCAACUGGUGUAGGUACUAUCAUGUAUGCUGCCCCAGAAGUUUUAACUUCACCUCAUUACACAUCCAAAGUUGACAUUUAUUCACUAGGAAUAAUAUUUUUCGAAAUGCUUCAUCCAAGAUUUUCAACAGGCUCAGAAAGAUUGGCUGUUCUCAGCAAACUUAGAGAAUCUGGAAAAGUUCCAAAUACUUUCCCAGCCAUUUACGAGAAGGAAAAGGAAUUGAUAGAGUGGAUGCUUAACUCAGACCCCGAAAAACGACCAACAGCUGAACAACUCUUAACCUCCGAAUAUAUGCCAAUAUCUACAACUGAGGAAAAGUUGGCAAUAUUAUUCAACAGAAAAGAGAAGGAUUUUUCUAUAAGUACAACUUUCAAUCUUUCCAGAGUCUAUGCUAGAGAAAGAGCCAUAUUGAGGUUACAAUCUGUUUUCCAAUUACAUGCUGCUGUUGAAUUUGAUGUCGAGUCCUAUUUCCCAAAUACUGACCAAAUCGAGGGUGUACUUGAAAAGAAAAAUCUUUGUCCAGUCAUGUUUGAAUCUGGUAAAUUAAUGAAUAUUGCAAGAGAUGGUUCCAUAUCACUUGCUAGAUACCUUGCCAGACUUCCAAAAGAUGGCUACAUCAAGUUCCUGAAGAGAUAUUCAUUCCUUACUAUUGCAAAACCUUCUACUAAAGAAGGUAUGGGAAUAGAAACCAGACAAAUUUGUUCUGUAGACAUUGUUGGUUCUCGCUUUGGAAUGAUAACAGAUGCUGAAAUCAUCAAGAUGAUGUCCAGGGUUGUCUCUUUCUUUACACCAAAUGCUGGUUACUGGGUGCUGAGAAUCAAUCACUCAGGAAUCAUUUAUUCUAUAUUGGACUAUUGUGAUAUUCCAAAGAGUGAGCGUGAUUACGUCUGUGCAUUUGCCUCCAAACUUAAGAAACAUAACUAUUCUUGGGACAAGGAGAAAUUCAUAUUAGAUAGAGGUAAACCAAUUAUCAAAGAUUUAUUCCGUCUUCAUGAAGCAGUAGAUGUUACCAGACAAAAGUUGGCAAACAUUUUCACUAAUAUUGGAGCUAGAGAGGCACUAAAUGAUAUAUCCACACUUUUGGACAACUUUAGAAUAUGGGGAAUUGAUAAGUCGAACUUUAAAGUUGAAUUCGAUACAAGCUUGACCAAUAACUACCAAAGAUAUAGUGGUUUAAUAUUCCAAUUUGGUAUUCAAAAAGGAACGAUGUACAUACCAAUAAUUAAUGGUGGUAGAUACGACAAGCUCGUUAGUAAUUUCACACUCUUUGAUAAAUUGCCUCAUAACGUAGUUGGAGCAAAUAUCAAAUUGGAUAAACUUUUCAAAUACACAACUAUGGUUGAGCAUCCUCCAAAAUUAGAGUCCCCUACCGAGGAAGGAGAAGAGAAUUCAACCAUUCCUCCAUUUGAUAGUGGUGUACCUCAGGUUUUAGUUUUCUCUGAGAAUAGAGAUAUCAAAGAAGAAAGAAUGAAAGUUGCUGAUUUAUUGUGGGAAGCUGGUAUUCGUGCCGAUUUGACCUAUGACGAUAAUUCAACACAAGGUCAAAUAUAUAGUUGUGACAAAAUCAAACUUGAUUUCAAAGAAUUUGGUAAGAAUUAG
Messenger RNA from Naegleria gruberi, 4122 nucleotides. RefSeq lists its product as uncharacterized. Gene Ontology annotation, cellular component: cytosol. The record is from RefSeq and is a predicted model, not a curated record. Gene Ontology annotation, molecular function: protein binding; eukaryotic translation initiation factor 2alpha kinase activity; ATP binding. Gene Ontology annotation, biological process: DNA damage checkpoint signaling; regulation of translational initiation by eIF2 alpha phosphorylation. Bases 1 to 4122 code for a protein of 1373 amino acids. NCBI's taxonomy places the organism in Eukaryota, Heterolobosea, Eutetramitea, Acrasida, Naegleriidae. The transcript is spliced from 4 exons.